AUGAAGAUAUCUCAGAAAUCCAAGAAACCGACAGCUCCGCAUCCGCAGGUCGCCGAACUCAUCUCGAAACUCCUCAACACACCUAACGAUGAUCUUGCCGAUGCCCUUGCAGAAAUUGACGUAUGGAAAUGGCCACGAUCUGAUCUGAACGCGUGGACCAAGGUCCUGGACAAAUUUGACGAGAUUCUCGAAGAGGUGAUCAGGGACUGGGAUCUCCAGAAGCUGCAAGUGAACGUUUUCACUCCCUUAACGAAGAGUCUCAUCUGUGAAAUCCUCAAAUUUGAGAGGCUUCUCCUGGAGAACUCGACAAACCGCAAGACGUUCAACUCCUAUGACAGGUUGAACGAUCUCCUCUUUACCUCUGACUUGGACGUCCUCAUACUAGCACUCAACCUUCUUCUCCGUCCAUCUCAGCAGUACUCGGCCCAACCGGCCGUUUCGCAUGCACUCAACAUAUCGACACCAAGGCUUCAAUCCCUGGCAAAGCGCUGGUCGGGUCUUCGGGAAUACGGUGUAACUCUCUUCGAUCUGGCUCGCCCAAAUAACACCGCUCAGCUUGACGUACUUCCGGCAGACGCCCGAGAAGUAAACUUCGUCUACUACAAGACAGGCGCUCCCUCUAAAGAUGCCAACGAGGCUAAAGCGGAAUCUACUGAUGUAUUCGACGCACCCCCUACCACUCCCCGCAAACCGUCAUCCGUACCCUCCGGCUCGAGCACCGGCGCUGUCACAAUCCAUGUUGAUGAGCGAAUUAUAAGAGAGAAAGAAGUGACAGAGAUCGUUGCAGAUGUCUUGGAAGCUCACACCUUGUCCAGUGACGACAAGUUCGAGCUUAUCUGUCGCACGCGAUGUGCUCAAGCUCUUUUCCCAGAGAAUAAUCUCAUGAGAGAGAAACUCAUCAUUGUACGACUUCUUGCAAUUGCGAUCUAUGGGCACACGCACAACGAAUCUCAAGCAUCCUCUGCACUGUUCCUGUAUGAACCUGAUCUUCCCAUGCAUGUGGCCGAGCUUCUGCAGCUUGACCAAAACAUCUCGGUUCCAAUUCAGACCUCCGCGGUGGCAGCCGUGGACGCGCUAGCCCGGUACAGAGGCAAGGUGCAAGAGGUGUUGACUGCAGUGAAUGCGGGGGUGGCUCAUGGAACUCUGAUGGCUCUACUGAGAAAUACAAUCGUGGAGACGAGCAACCCAGAGUCAAAGCUUCCUCAUUCCUUUGUGGACGCUUUACUAUCUUUCGUCACGUUUCUGGCGUCCCAUGGUGCCGGAGGCAACAUGGUCGUUGGGGCGGGCCUCAUUCCCCUUCUCGUCCAGGUCAUUGAGAAUAGACUAGUCCAAAGACUUCCGAUGGUGUCCAAAGCCAUGCAACUAGUCGACAACGUUCUUUAUGGCUUUGCAAACGCUUUUCAGCUAUUCGCAAACGCACGCGGCGUCGAUGUGUUAGUCGGGAGGAUUCAGCAUGAAGUCGACUUCGACAUCAACAUGUAUGGGAAUGAGAUCAAAUCACGCGAGGUGUUUGGUUCUUACGGCGAGCUUCCCGUGGCCCGAGCAGCGGUUCUCAAACAUACUUUGAGGUCGCUCCAUCGUAUGAUGCAAUCCUCCGGCACUUCGGAAGGCCUGCGAGGGCUCAUCGACUCCUCCGUCCUGGCGUCAGUAAAGAAGGUCGUACAGUAUCGCGGACUCUUCGGGCCCAGCGUUCUGCCAAUAGCGAUCAACAUCAUGGCGACAUUCGUUCACAAUGAACCGACGUGCUUGCCUACAAUUCAGGAAGCAGGACUCCCGCUGGUAUUUUACAAGGCGAUUGAGGAUGGUAUAGAGCCCGUCAUUGAAGUAGUUCAGUCUAUCCCCAACGCCAUUGGGGCGUUGUGCCUCAAUCAGGCAGGGCAAGAUCAACUAGCAGCCAGGCCCAGCAUCAUCCCGGGCAUUUUGUCCAUAUAUACUUCUGAACGUCACCUCAAGAUGCUGAAGGAUAAGGAGAACGCUGCCAUGGUCGGAACUGCGAUUGACGAAUUAAUUCGUCAUCAUCCAUCUCUAAAGACUGCAGUUUUUGAGUCCAUCAAAGCAACCAUGACGAAGAUUGAGACACUAGGGGAGGCCUAUGAAGUACCAGAAAACAUGAAGGAGUGGUAUGGGCUAUGCCACACUGAGAAGGCAGCGCCUAUGGAAGAUGUUGUGACCACUGGAGACGUUGGCAUAGCUCCUGCAACAGGUGGGCCCACCACCGGAGAUGAGGUCUCGGCGGAGGAGUCUGCCCCGUCCAAGGAUCACGACAACAUCAUCAUCUCAUUCUUCGAUGUCUUUUGUCGUUUCUUGGAAGGUUUCUUUCAACAUUCAUCGCACUGCAAAGAUUUCAUCCGGCAAGCGGAUGGUCUUGAGCGCAUCGGCAGGAUGACAGCCCUGCCAUGUUUACCUUACGAUUUUGCCAAUAGCAUUGCAUCAGACUCGCUGAUACAAGUCUUGCGGCUCAUGGUGGAAGUCGGUCCUAAUGAAGCGCUGUUCUAUUUUUCCAAGCUCCUCGCGACUUCAUUGGCUGAGACCCAGCCGUUCUGGGGUUCGCUAGGACCUGACUCGAAGCUUGCACGAUGGCUGGAAGUAUCUGAGGAUCAUAUUAGCGAAGGAAACUAUCAGUUCCGAAGUCUUGUUAUCCUGCACAUUCGCACAACCCUCGUUGCUGACAUCUUUCUUGCUCCUGGGUAUACACAUGGACGAGGCGCGAUGGGAUUGCUUCAAACUCUCAUGAGUGAUCCCCCGAAACUCGUUACUGACCUUGGGGCAUUGCACCGCGCUUGCGUUUGGGAAAACAUUCUGCUCAAAGAUACUUUAUCGUCCCAGGGAAUAAGCACAGGAUCAAAUAGCCAUUCGCUCGGUGGCUCACCAACUCAGGAUAUUUUGGGCUUGCCGGACGCGGAACACACUGCUCCAGCUACCAAUGGCAUCCGCUCGGACUCCAAUGACUCUCCUGAAGAUUCUGGAUCAUCUUCAAAGAGGAGUACUCCCCGAGAGAAAAACGCCAAAGCGUUGAAGCAUCUGACACAUGGCCUUCCUAGCAUCCUGUCGCCUUUCUUUCAGUCCAUUGCAAAGAUGUUCUAUGCGAGACGAAAUCCUGACCCAGUCCAGAAAAAGCAAAUCCUCAACGCGUCAUCCGUCGUCGCCAACAUCAUGGUCGAACAUCUGAGGCAGGAAGUCCCAGGCAACAACAUUCAGCGCUAUGACUACUAUAGUGUGAUGCUAGGGUUGGUAACUAUUCUCUUGGUAGAUGAACGAACCGUCCAGAGUACACUUCACACCGCCCUCCUUUUCUCGUUCCACAAAAUUGGCGGUGUCGACAUGACUCUUGAUGUCGCAGGGAAGUUUACGGACGUCAUCGAUCAAGUAACACGCACGGACGCACAGGAACACGGCGAGGUAGCGCAGCAAGAACUCACACGUGCUCAAGGCGGCCUCAAAGUUGCCUUACAUCUCAUACACCCUCUCAUUUCUGCCCAACCGCUCUUCGAAUCGGGGCAGACACUUCUUGUCAUGACACGGGAAAAGAAAGAAACGGAUGCAGACUACUUUGAAUCGCAUCAUUUCCUCGUUCAGCUCCGCCUUGCUUGUGCACCCUUUUUGCAACGUGUCUGGGAGGCUCCGUGGAUAUUAUCAUGUCCUCUGCCCCUCGUGAAGACAACUGUUCAAGCGAUCCUCGAGCUCACUAGUGCAGAGAAUGAAGAGGUCAAAGGGGACGUAGCUAGCAGUGGGGCCACUGGAACCCUCAUGAACGCCGGUGGACUUCCCAUCAGACCGCCUGCUGGUCCUGAUGAGAACCGCAUUCGACAACUCACAGACAUGGGUUUUCCUCGCUCAGCUGCCGAACGUGCUCUUGUUCGUACUCACAAUAAUGUCAAUGCUGCGACUGAACUUCUCCUGGCUCAUCCAUUUCCUAUCCCUCCGGAUCCUGAAACCGAACAAACCGACACUCCAGCUGAGGAGACAGCCCAACAAGCUUCGGAUGCCUCUCCUGAAACUCCCGCUGAGACGAUUGACACGGGUCCUGCGGCUGCAAGCACAUCAAAUGAGGACCCUAUGGACAGUGAGGGGGCUGAUCGACCGUCCGAACCAUCUCCGCAAGGGAAGUCGCUUGAGGUAUGGCGCAAUGAACUGCAAGCAGCCCGGGCUCCUAUCUUAGACGGCCUCUGUCAGCGCUCGCUGCAGUUGGUGGACAAUUUCCCUUCGCUGAUAUUUGAUGUAUACCACACCUUCCUCCAGGCAACCGGAGAACGUCAGACGAAAGCUAUGAAGGAGCUGGCCGAAGACAUUGGAUUCCACACUACUUCCCAUGAUGGCAAGGAAGAGGCUCUGGCUGUCCGCUGCCGUGUGUUGGCCCUUGUUCUUUCCGAGUCCCCUUCCCUUGCAGACCCGUUAGCAGAAGAUUUAAUGACGAAGCUGAUUUUACUGUUGGAAUCGUACCCAGUUGAUGCAGAGCAACCAAAUGUUCCCAAGUGGCUGGCCGCCCACCUCCUCGUCACCGAAAUGCUUCUUAGUGUUGGUCAGCAACCCUCAAACGUCGCAGUGCCUAGCGAAGGUGAACCCAUCAAUGCAUCCGAAAUACUGGCUGGUCCAUUGUACCCCGAAGCUCGACCAACAAUAUUUAGCUAUUGUCUGCGGCUCCUUGCAGUACCUGAUCUGCCCCGUGAUGAAUUGCUCUCGACUCUUCGUAUUCUUGUCGUUGUCACACAAGACCACGACACCGCCUCUCAACUGGUCGAACAGGACGUCAUAUCCUCACUUUUCUCUCGUUUACGAGGAUCUUGUACCACUGGAAGCCAGUCUUACGUUGCCAUCAUCCUUCGACACAUCGCGGAGGACCCAGGGACGGUCCGGAGCAUCAUGACCCAGGAGAUCAAGCGGUUCUUCUCUCAGCCGCGUACUCAUGUAAUCGACGUUCAUGGAUUCCUGAGGCAUUGCAGUAGUUUGGCUCUCCGUGACCCCACCAUUUUCGUCCAGGCAACGCGCUCUCUUUGCCAGCUGCAACAGCCACACUCCAGCACUCAUCACAUCAUGCUCAAACCGGAGGUAGCCAAAGAGAAUGAAAAGGCUUCAGCAUCAGUAUCUGCAAAGGCGUCCGAUGGUAUGGCAUUGGAUCCACCGGCCACCAUCGCUCUUUCAACCCAGCCAUCCACUGAAAUGCUGGAAAGUCUAGUUCACUUCGUCAUCAACGAGCUGAUAAAAAGCUUAAAGUCUGCACCUGAGUCCAUACUUGCCGGCACAGAACCUCCUAAAGCCCAGGCUAAUUCUACUACUCCAGUCCCCACCUCUACCCGAGAGACUCACCCAUCCCCUGACGCCACUUCAAACAUCUCUUCUGAACAAGAUGCUUACUCCUGCUUUUUGAUGCAAUGCCUCACUGAGCUCCUGUUCUCUUACGAUGCCUGCAAGGCAGCCUUCCUUUCGUUCUCCCCAAAGAAACGGCAACAAACAUCGGCAAAAGAGAGUGGGAAACCCAGAACAGCUGCUCUCCAGUUCUUGCUUUCCGAACUUAUUACCUUUGGCGCUGUGGAUCCAUCAGCUGAAUCAUCCAACAAGGGCAAAGCGACUCUCUGCGGCUGGGCCAUGUCUGUUAUCGUCGCCCUGUGCAUUGAUACAUCCUUAGGGGCCGAUUCCAAAGAAUUGUCUAAUGAGCUGGUGUCCAUCCGCAAAUUUGUCUUGGACUCCAUCAACCGCGCCAUCAAGGAGUUACCUUCUUCCGAGUCCUUGGAUGCACGCUAUGGCCGUCUUUUAGCGUUAUCUGAUCUUUGUAGUCGGCUACUGACUGUCCGCUUCUCUGCUCACGAUCGCAAACCUAUGGACGAAAACUCAACACACGUAGCCAAGAUCAUGCUCGAGAAGAAUUUCGUAGCCACUCUAACCAAUGCCUUGGCUGAGGUGGACCUCAACUAUCCUCACGUACGAAGCCUCGUGGCCGCCAUUCUCAAGCCACUGGAAAAUCUAACGAGGAUUGCGAUCAAGAUGAGCAGGGCAUCGGAGAAAAGCAAGGAGCUCCAUGCAGAGAAGAAUGAAAGUGAAGGCUCCAUCACGGAAGAGGAAGAGGAUGAAGACGACAUCGAAGAUUCUGAUCGAGAGGAAAUGCCUGAUCUCUAUCGAAACUCUGCUCUUGGGAUGUACGGAGGUGAAAUGGAUGACGGGGCGUACUCUCCUGAUGAUGAGAUGGAUGAAGACGAGGACGUGGAUGAAGAAGACGUUGAGAUGGAUUUCGAAGACGAAACGGGCAGUGAUGCAACCUCGGAGUCAGAAGAUAUCGAGGAUGAAGGGGAUCCUGAAACAAUGGAGGAUGAAGCCCAUGGAUCGGAAGAUUGGCAUGACGAAGACGAGUUCGAUGAGGAUGAAGCGGAUGAUUUGAUUGAGAAUAAUGAAGAAGAAGUUGUGGAAGACGUAGCUGAAGGGGAAGUCGACCCCGACGGAGAGAUGAUGUGGCAGGAUGAAGACGACGGUGGCGACGGAGACGAGCCAGAAGGCGAAGAAGAUGGUAUUGAACCCAUCGCGGUGGUCCACGCAGAUCGGGAAGAAGAACAAGAUAUCCUAUCAGACGAAGAAGACUAUGAUGCCGAAAUGGGUGUCAUUGACGUUCGGGACACAGGAGUUCCUGAUGCUGAAAAUAUGUUCACGUUCGUCGAACAGUUCCCUGGUGAUAGCGUACAAGGCCAUCUGCGAGAUCAACCAUUCUUCUCCCGCCGUUUCCGUCCUGCAGCCCCAGAUGAUGUCCAAAUAUUCGGUCGCCCAAGACCCGGCGGACCCCCAGCUUCUGAGAACACGGUUCAUCCAUUGUUGAUGGAUGCAUCGUCAGCUCCCCUGCGGUCCUCAGCUAACCUCUCCCGGGGUGGACGUCGACCGCGUGCUGCCGGCGCUCACGAUGAGUUGAUCCAGACAAUAGAAGAGAUCAUGGGUGAUGGAGCCGGGCACCUGUUCCAGCACCUUAUCAGUCGCGCUGGAGUCAAUCCCGAAGUUCUCCGCGUAGAUGUUGGUGCCGGAAACAUGGCUAAUCUGGAGCGUAGCGUGCUUCAGCGGCGCGGCGGAGGCCUUUUCUCUAACGCUGUGCGAGCCGAACGACCACAGCGUCAAGGAGACUCAAAAUCGGAAAGCGGUGGGUUCGAUCCUCUUUUGACUGUCCAAAGAUGGGCGGAGGAGUCGAAGAUCAUACAUGGAAAUCACGUCGCAGAGCGGGCAGGAAAACUUGCAAACCACAUCAUCAUAGCACUCCUUCCUGCCGCUUUACAAGCCCAAAAAGAGCGGGAAGAGCGGCAGCAGGCUCAACGAAAGGCGGAGGAGGAGGAGGACCGAAAGGUAGAGGAGGCUGACGCCCAGAAGCCAGAAAGCAGGCGAGUCGAAGAAGAACAAGAAGUCGCUCCUGAACAAACGCACGAAGCCUCCACUGAUGCACCGCCUGAUUCGAGCAGUCCGCAAACACCAUUGCAGCUGGAUGUCCCUUCUGAGUCACAGCCAGCGGACCCAAUUUCCAGCACCGACGUUGAAAUGGCUGACGUGCAAACACAAAAUGCCGCCAGUCCAGUUCCGGCGUCAAGCGCUGAGCAAGCUCCAUCGGAGGCGGACCGUUCGAGCGACCAACUCCAAGAGGCGGAAAGCGGCCCGUCACAGUCGGAAGCUGUGGAACGCGUCACCGUCAUGGUCCAUGGUAGUUCUGUCGACAUAACUGACAUGGGGAUUGAUCCUACCUUCUUGGAGGCUUUGCCAGAUGACAUUAGGGAGGAGGUUAUCAAUCAGCAUGUUCGAGACCAACGUGCGGCAGCUGUUGAACGUCCUUCCGAGUCUCAAAUUAGCCCCGAGUUCUUGGAUGCGUUGCCGCCAGAUAUUCGUGCCGAGCUUAUACAACAAGAGAGAAUGGAGCAAGCUCGCCGUGCACCUGCUGAAGCAGACACAGGGAAUCCGCCUGACACAGGCGAAGAAAUGGACCCAGCGAGCUUCAUUGCAAGCCUGGAGCCUCCCCUCCGCCAGGUUGUCCUGCUCGACUCUGACGACGGAUUCAUUCAGACGCUUCCAUCGUACAUGAUAGCCGAGGCAGGUGCCUACCGGGAGGAAGCAAAUGGUCCACGAAGGCAAUACACUGUUCGAACGGCUCCGGGUCGUGGGGAUGCGCCUCGGGCUUCAAGUUCUAAGAAGCCGCCGCCGCCGCGGGACGCCAUACAGCUACUGGACAAAUCGGGGGUCGCGACUCUCGUACGGCUCCUCUUCUUCCCUCAAGUGACGAAGAAGAAUAUCUUGUUUAAGGUCCUGGUCAAUAUCUGCGAGAACUCCAAAACAAGGGCCGAGUUGUUCAACCUUCUGCUCAGUGUCUUGCAGAGUGGCCCCGGCGAUCUGGCAGCGGUGGACAGGAGUUUUGCGCAGAUGACCACACGUACAGCCAAAUCUCCUCUCCAAACUCCCAAAGCCGCAGGCAAACAAAAGGCUCCCGAAUUCCUUGCCACCAUGGGGGCGGGAUCACGGAGUGAGGACGUUCCUGACCUUGUCGCUCAACGUUCUGUGGAAGCACUCACAUACAUUGUCAAUGCCAACGAGCUGUCUUCUUUAUUCUUCUUAACGGAGCAUGAAUUGCCCUACGCUCUUCGCAAGACCACAAAGAAAGGCAAGGGCAAAGAGAAACAACUUCCUCAAACGCACUACCCCAUCGUUCUUCUACUUGGUCUCCUCGAUCGACAGUCUCUCCUCAAGACGACAACGACGAUGGAUUCUGUAGUGACACUCCUCUCAACAGUUACCAAGCCACUUGUUGGGCUUAAAGAUGUGAAGAAAGACAUAGAACCGCCUGCAUCGGUACCGGUACCGGCAUCAAACCUAGAGAACACCCCAGCUACCACGGCUACUCCCAUGGAAUCCUCUAUGCCAAGUCAAGAGCAAUCAGCCCGCACGGACACCGUUGGUGGAAAUGCUGCGAGCACAACUGAUGACAAGGUCGUUCUACAAAAUCCACCGCAAAUCCCUCAUUCGGUGCUGCGUCUCAUAGUUAAUAUUCUCACCAUUGGGGAAUGCUCUUCACGCACCUUCCAGCAGAGUCUUACCCUGAUUUCCAAUUUAUCCUACAUCCCGGAUGGAAGGGAUGUCAUCGCUCAGGAACUCAAAGUCAAGGCGCAGGAAUGUGGUCACAAUAUCUUCUUGGAUCUCAACGAACUCAUGGCCAGCUUGAAGACUCCCGAGGAUGUGCUGGCUUCAUCAAUAACCUCCAAGUUUUCGUCUCCGUCCUCAGAUCAAGCUAAACUGCUGAGAGUCCUAAAGACCAUCGAUUACAUGUACACUCCGCGUGUCCUAUCUCAAGAUGAUGUCCGGUCCAGUGAAGAUGCGGAAAAGGCCCAAAGCAUUUACGAGUCAUUCAAUUUCACGACUCUUUGGCGACGGUUAGGAGACUGCCUAGCGGCAAUUGAGGAGCGUCCCGAGAUCGAACACAUAGCUACAGUCCUUUUGCCCCUCAUCGAAUCCCUCAUGGUAGUUUGCAAGCAUGUCGGUUCCAAGCCAAUAUCGGGCUCGAACGCUCGCACUAUUCGGCCCCCCGCCACUCCCAUGUCACCGACAACCCCAAAGGAAACCAUGGAGGAUCUCUUCGUAUCUUUCACAGACGCUCAUCGAAAAAUCCUCAACUCAAUGGUUCGCACAACUCCUUCCCUUAUGAGUGGAUCAUUCUCUUUGCUGGUUCAAAAUCCUCGAAUACUGGACUUCGAUAACAAGCGGAACUACUUCACCCAGCAAGUUCACCGACGGCCACGAUCUCGGGAGCAUCACUCAACUCUACAAUUAAAUGUCCGACGGGCACGCGUCUUUGAGGAUAGUUUCCAGCAGUUCCACAGCAAAGAUGGCGAACGGAUCAAGCAUGCCAAGCUCAACGUUCGUUUCUACGACGAGGAAGGUGUCGAUGCUGGUGGUGUCACACGAGAGUGGUUUCAGAUACUCGCGCGUCAGAUGUUCGACCCCAAUAACGCGCUGUUCCAGCCUUGUGCAGCAGACAGGCUCACGUACCAGCCAAACAAGAACUCAUGGGUGAACCCUGAGCAUCUCUCGUUUUUCAAAUUCGUCGGUCGGGUCAUUGGCAAGGCCAUUUACGAUGGAAGGCUACUAGAUGCAUAUUUCGCCAAGAGCAUCUACAGGCAACUCCUUGGCAAGCCAGUGGAUUACAGAGAUGUUGAAUGGGUGGAUCCCGAGUACUACAACUCACUCUGCUGGAUUUUGGAGAAUGAUCCUACUCCUUUGGAGCUGACUUUCAGUUUUGGACGCAAUCGCAUUUUCCCCCUCAAAGAAGGUGGUGAGCAGAUCUCCGUAACAAAUGAGAACAAGCGGGAGUUUGUCCAGCUCUCGGCCAGCUUUCGGCUUUAUUCGUCGAUCAAGGAGCAGAUUGAGCACCUUGUCUCAGGAUUCCAUGAUAUCAUUCCGAAGGACCUAGUGAACAUCUUUAACGAAAAGGAACUGGAACUUCUGAUCUCUGGAACCCCGGACAUCGACGUCGAUGAAUGGAGAGCUGCUACGGAGUACAACGGAUACACAAGCUCCGAUCCUGUGAUUGUUUGGUGGUGGCGAGCGCUGAAGUCAUUCAACCGCGAAGAGCGUGCGAAGGUUCUGAGCUUCGCGACUGGUACUUCUCGAGUCCCGCUUGGAGGUUUCGUCGAUCUUCAAGGCGUACAAGGUGUUCAAAGGUUCUCAAUCCAUCGGGCAUAUGGCGAUCCCGACCGCCUUCCGCAGGCCCACACAUGCUUCAAUCAAAUUGAUCUACCCCAGUACUCUUCUUAUGAGAUGCUUCGACAGCAGUUGAUGUUGGCUAUCAGCGAGGGGGGCGAAGGGUUUGGAUUUGCAUGA
Coniophora puteana RWD-64-598 SS2 is the source of this 10821-nucleotide messenger RNA. RefSeq lists its product as uncharacterized. NCBI's taxonomy places the organism in Eukaryota, Fungi, Basidiomycota, Agaricomycetes, Boletales, Coniophoraceae. The coding region runs from base 1 to 10821 and encodes 3606 amino acids. Gene Ontology annotation, biological process: proteasome-mediated ubiquitin-dependent protein catabolic process; positive regulation of protein catabolic process; protein polyubiquitination. The transcript has 23 exons. Gene Ontology annotation, molecular function: ubiquitin-protein transferase activity; protein binding. The record is from RefSeq and is a predicted model, not a curated record.